Molecule: messenger RNA, 1339 nt
Organism: Hippoglossus stenolepis (Pacific halibut)
Lineage: Eukaryota; Metazoa; Chordata; Actinopteri; Pleuronectiformes; Pleuronectidae
Gene: mcrip2
Product: MAPK regulated corepressor interacting protein 2
Exons: 5
Coding region: 512-949 (145 amino acids)
Source: RefSeq, a predicted model, not a curated record
GGCUUUACGCUGGUGAAGGAUGGUGUGUUUCCGUCCUGAUGAAUUAUCUAAAGUGUGCAGUGUCCUUGUCAGGGAGCAGAGGAGUCGCACCGAGUCCCGGAGCAGCAGCGGAGCAGCGGAACAGCGACGGCAGAGUGUCCGGCCCGGAGUGUCACUGUCCCCGGGCUUCAGGAACCACAGGUUACGCUCCUCCUCUCCGGGAGAACUUACCGCUGAUCCCCGGCAUGUGCAGCCGCUUUCUCCUUGGGUGACCUACACACCAGCCCGGGCGUCCUCACGGCUCAACACCUGCUGGUGAGGAGGAGGAGGGCGGCAGGUUCCACACAGCGACUCUGCUGCAGGCGUCGGGCCCGAGAGAGGAGCAGCGGGGCCGGGGAACACGGGUCGGUCCGGUCGGUGGUGGUGGCUGCGUCAGGUGGAGGACAGAGGAAGCUGCGGAGUUCAUACACCCCCACACGCACACACACACACACACACACACACACACUGGAGCUGUUGCCGGUUACAACACAUGAUGUACACAAUCACCAGAGGUCCCAGCAAACUUGCUACACAGCGGAGGACAGGUCCAACACAGCAGAUCGAGAGCAAGUUCAGCGACUUGAAGCUCAGGCCGACGACCUGGCUCACGUCCAACUCGCCGCCGCCGAAGAUCGUGUUCAACCGCCUCAACGGGAAGCGCUACCACGGCGCAGCCACGCAGAAGGCCAGCUGCCCAGCAGAGGGAUUCACUCCAGCACACGAGGAGAACGUCAGAUUCGUGUAUGAAGCUUGGCAGGAGCUGGAGCAGGAGCUGGGGGACGGGGAUGUCGGGAAGUCGACCGACAACCAGGGGCCCGUUCAGUACACUGAGAAGACCCCCAGUGCUGCAAUGAAGAACUUUGUGCCCAUAGACCUGGAGGAGUGGUGGGCUCAGCGCUUCCUCGCCAACAUCGCCAACCUGUCAUGACCGGUUGAGGCUUCGAGUCGGGACAGGAAGCACUGCGUUGAUGCUCCAUCGGCGAAAGGCGUCACAGGAGUGACGGCGGGAGGAGCGGAGUCCGUCUCCAGGAUCUGCGGCGCGAAAGGGCAGCGCGUCACCUUGAUUUGACGCUGCGUAGAGAGAACUGGGUGCACAAGACAAAACCGCCAAGAAUGCAACGACGCUGACCUGACUGUGAACAGAGCGGGCUGCGACAAAAGACCCGUCUCUCUCUACUUGAGUGACGUGUUGGUUUAGAAGUUGAGAUUCUUUUUCCUCCUCCUCUAUCAAGUGUGCUCUGCUGUAUGUGUGUCUUUGCUGAGCUUUGGAUAUGAAUCUACUGAAGAACAAAACAAGUAAAAUGGCUUUCAAGAAACA